Messenger RNA from Musca domestica (house fly), 3122 nucleotides. RefSeq names its product protein regulator of cytokinesis 1. Gene Ontology annotation, molecular function: microtubule binding. The transcript has a single exon. Gene Ontology annotation, biological process: microtubule cytoskeleton organization; mitotic spindle midzone assembly. The record is from RefSeq and is a predicted model, not a curated record. NCBI's taxonomy places the organism in Eukaryota, Metazoa, Arthropoda, Insecta, Diptera, Muscidae. Gene Ontology annotation, cellular component: spindle; cytoplasm; mitotic spindle midzone. The coding region runs from base 250 to 2421 and encodes 723 amino acids.
UUAAAUACGACUCUGUUGGUAUUCAGCGUUGCGGCGGCAUUUACUUCAAAAUUUUCUUCAUAUUAUUUGUCAACUGAACUUUUUAAACGAAACGAGCGUAUUGCGCCGGCAAUAAUUUUUGGAUUAAAGCAAGAAAUUCGUAUAAAAUUCCUUCAUAAGACACUAUUCGAAAACAACAAAUUGGAUUCUCCAUAUUCUAAAGUAAUUUUCAUCUUCCUUUUAUGUCUUUUAAACUACAACAACAAUAAAAUGGCUAACUAUGAAAAGGAAUGUAAAGAAAUGCAAUUUCUGACGCACAAGUAUGUUGGUGAGAUCACCAAGAUAUGGGAGCAACUAUUCGAACAGGAUGUGUGUCGAGAAAACUUGCGCAAAUUGGUAGAGCAUGCCAAUAAUUUCUACAAGGAAUUGGUCGAGGAAUCGUUGACGAGAAAAUCCUAUAUCGAAGGAGAAAUUAAUGACUUGAAAAGGGAGGCGGAAAAUCUAAAAAGAUUGCUCAAUGUGGAUGUUGAGUUGCCAACGUAUGACAUGGAAAAUGUGCCAUUGCUGCGGGUGCAAUCGGAGUUGGAUAAAAGCUUGGAGGAUUUGCGAGAGCAGUUGAGACUGCGAAAAGACCAAAUAUGUGAAUUGUUGUUGGAGCAGGAAGCCUUGUGUGAGGAGCUAGGUGAACCACCACGUGCGCUUUUAGCAGAUCCUUUGCCCACGGCGGAAGAAAUUGAAGAAUUUAGACAACAUCUUGAGAGGCUGAGGGAGGAACGAUCCGAGCGUUUAAAUCGAGUGUCCACAAUGCGUAGGGAUAUUAAGAAUUUUCUACAAAUUUUGGAUUUACAAGUUAAUACUGAAACGGAGGAUCGUUUGCUCAAUCAUCGUGAAAUUCCAAUGAAUAAGGAAACCUUCAAUGGCCUGAAGAGAAUGUACGACACCUUUGGAUCACAAGUGCAGGAGUUACGAGAGACCAUAGAUGGUAUGCGUAAUAAAAUUAGUACUCUUUGGGAUCGUCUGCAAACCUCGCCAAAUACACGCCACAAAUUUAAUCGUUACAAGGACUACAACCAGCAUACCUACGAUGUAUUCUACAGUGAACUGCAACGCUGUGAACAACUGAAGAGCCAGAACAUCAAACUGUAUGUCCAGCAGAUACGAGAUGAAAUUAGUGUCUGGUGGGACAAGUGUUUGAAGAGUGACAAACAGAGAGAACGAUUUUCGGCGUUUACCUCCAGUUGUUACACUGAUGACUUGUUGGACUUGCACGAACUGGAACUGGCCGACUGCAAACACCAUUAUGAGACCAAUAAACAGAUUUAUGAUUUGUUUGCAGAUCGUAAUAUUUUGUGGGAUCGGAUGGCAGCUUUAGAGGCAAAGGCCUCGGAGCCGGGACGUUAUAAUAACAGAGGUGGCCAGUUGCUGAAAGAAGAAAAAGAACGUAAAACAAUUGCCACUAAGCUACCUAAGAUUGAACAACAAAUCAGCGAUUUAGUUAGGGAAUAUGAGGAAAGAGAACACUCACCAUUCCUGGUUUAUGGUGAAAAUAUCAUUGAAUAUAUGGCUAAGCAAUGGGAUAGAAAACGCAAGGAUAAAGAACAAUUGCAGUCGGCACGUAAAAACGCCUCCAAGACGCCAGGUCCAUCGGCGACGAAGACAAAUACCACUAUGCGUACACCUAUGUCCUUGAAAAAUGCCACAUCCAUGUCGAGUUUGAGAAAAACGCCCUCCACAACUAAUCUCAGCUCACAGCCGGCAUUGUCUGCGCAAAAGCGAAGACUUCCCACGGAUCGUGCUACGCCCAUGGCCAAACGAAGUCUAAUGCAAGCUUUGAAUAGUCCCAGUGUUUUUCUCAAGCCCUCCACAACAAAAAACACGGGACAGCAGAGUAAACUGCUGGGGUCCGCAUCAAAAGUCUCCACAUUCAAAUCACCAAUGAAGAAAACGAAAAUAAUUGGAACUACCAUCAGGCGACGCAGUGGUCGUCAAAGUAAUGGCUUGAAGAAACGUAGAUCCAUCAAUAAAAAUAGUUCAAUGACGAAAAACGUUCCUCGCAUUGUGGUGCAGGAAUGUCAUUCAUCUGAUGGCUACACCACGGAUUACAAUGGCGACGAUACAUAUGAUUCUUUCCAAAAAUGCAUAGAACCAGCAUCUAGAUCAUCAAUUAUUCAAGGCAUUGGUCAUCAUUCAUCGAGCAGCAGCAGUAGCAACACAACCAGGACACGACGUAUGCAACAAGUGGUAAUGGAUGAAAAUGCCCGUUUGGCAAAGCUGCCGAGACCACGACCACCACCAAGUCGUACGCCGUCCAAACAGAAUGCCACACAUCAUGGCAGUAUCACAAAUUUGGCAAGAACACCAACAAACACGCAUCAUCAUUCGCCCGUAUCAUGUUCGACGGGUCGUAAGUUGACAACAAAAAAUUUACCCAUUAUAAUUUAAGUUGACAAAUUAAUUAGUAAUUUCAGUCCCAAGGUUUGUUUCCAGAAGAACAAGAAGAAUAAUGCAAAUCAAAUUCUCUUAGGUUUUUAAAAUUUACGAAAAAUCAAUUUUCAAUGGAUGAAAUUAAUAAUUUACUACAUGCUCAAUACGAAUAAUUUGCCAUUGCCUCAAAGAGGCCAAAUGCUGCCCUUCGUUCUUCUGGAAAUUGACUUAUUUAUUCCGUUUUGUUUUUUAUUUGGUGUUAGGUUUCUUAUUCUAUGUUGGUUUUGUUUUAAUUCAUAAUAAUGACACUUGUAAUAUGUACAACGGCAUGAUUUUGAAGAAAGAAAUAGUGUGGACCAGAGCUUAAAUGCUGUUUGAAAGUUUAUUCCAAAACAACAUAAUUUCGUUUAUAUCUGGCAAAAUAGGUAUUUAUAUCCUUUGCCAUUAAAUUACUGAAAGUAUAUAUUAAUUUUGCCACUUUUCAUGACUACAGCAGUAUGAAUUGAUCUUCAGAACUAUAUAUGUGAAAUUUCUUAUUGAGCUUUUAGCUUUUCAAAUUAAAAAACUUAAUGCCAUUUCUCGUUUUAAAUGGAAAAACGUGUUCACCACUAGAAAUCUUCAAAAUCGAUGUAAAACUACAAAUUUUCCUUUGUAAUUGGAAAUAAUUUUUUAACUUGUAAUUUGAGGAUUCUGCUUUAUAUGCAUAACAUCAAUUUUAA